CCCCUUUUUAUUGAUGGCUCGUGGUGUGUGCCAGUGGGGCCUAUGUUUCCUGAUUUCCUUGCCACGGCGCUCCCAUCGUCGUUGCAUCUUUCUGUUGCCCUGCAGCACCCAAUGGGCAGUGCGGAGGGCGAUACUUUAGCAUCGCUUUGUUUUCACAGUAAACCGCACGAGCGUUAUGAGGACACCUUUCAUUUCCUUGUGGUGCAGACCCUCAUUUCAAGCAACCGGCUGUCGCAUUCUGCAAAUGAAAUAGCAAGGAGUCGAAGUACACUCUUUUCAGGCGAUGUAAGCUGGCGGGAUUUGGGUACAUUGAUUGGGGUAAGUAAGUCGUUUGGAAACGGUCUUUUCCGUCUGAGUGCCUCCUCGAUGAUGCACGAUGGCGAAAUGGACUAUGAGGCCGCGAUGAUGUUGGACGCAACGCCUGCCUUUGCCAAUCAGACACAGUUUAAAGUUGGGAUUAAUAAAGUUGGUUGUAUUGGCAUCGGUAUUGCCACAAAAAUUUUUGAGGGUCUCCAGCUGACGCUAGGCGUACAUCACUUGCGCAGGUCCGGCACGCGAUUUGGACUUGAGAUAGCAAUUUAG
This is a messenger RNA of Trypanosoma cruzi, 582 nucleotides long. RefSeq lists its product as uncharacterized. The annotation marks the transcript as partial. NCBI's taxonomy places the organism in Eukaryota, Euglenozoa, Kinetoplastea, Trypanosomatida, Trypanosomatidae. The record is from RefSeq and is a predicted model, not a curated record. The transcript has a single exon.